Molecule: messenger RNA, 1371 nt
Organism: Verticillium alfalfae VaMs.102
Lineage: Eukaryota; Fungi; Ascomycota; Sordariomycetes; Glomerellales; Plectosphaerellaceae
Product: NACHT and WD domain-containing protein
Exons: 1
Coding region: 1-1371 (456 amino acids)
Molecular function (GO): protein binding
Source: RefSeq, a predicted model, not a curated record
AUGAGUUCGAAGGAGAAAUAUUUGGCAACGGCAGGGCCGAAGUCCGUCAAGAUCUGGUCUGUUGCAUCAUGGACUCUACUCACGUGCAUCCCAACUCCAGUGCGGUGCCUCUCACUUGCCUUCAUUGAAGAAGACGAGCUUCUUGCCAUAGCAAUGACGAACAAUCAGUUCGUUUUUUGGGACAUCCAGGCCGACGAGAUGGUCGACGGAGCCCGUUGGACGGAUGCCGAGGAAUCGAGGGAGGCCUAUGACAGAAGAUGGCCUGUCAUGGCAGCAACAAGUGCCUCACAGUGUCUGAUGGCCAUCGUGUAUCGCUCACAAGACCUCCUUGUUUGGAAUUUUGAAGAACGUCGCCUCCACGAUAUCUACAACCGCGAAUGUGGCUCACGCCUCAAUGCGUCGUCGACGGUGCCAAUGCGUAAAUCCACGAUUCUUUGCCUCGCAUUUAGCGCAUCGCAAACAUCGACUGCCUUGGUCGCGGGGUAUUUUGAUGGUGAACUGGUUUUGUAUGAUACAAAACUUGGUAUUGUGAGAAGUACUGUCCCAGCAGUCAAUGCUCUAUGUAUGACCAGCUCUCACGACGGCCGAACACUGGCAACAGGGGACGCCGAAGGCACGAUUCAGAUUUUCAACCUCGAAAACAUACACCGGCUUUAUCGCAUCACUUUCAAUGCCGAAUUCAUUGGCGUGCGAGCUCUCGCGUUCACGGGAGAUGACCUCCGUCUACUUGACAUCCGUGGAAAGCAGUGCCGCGUCUGGGAGCCACGAGCACUCCUCCGACAGGAAGUUGAUGAUGACGACAGCGACACGCUCUCUUUAUCUACGGCCACACACGAAGUCGAGUUCACUGGUGCUAUGGAUCUGAUCUAUAUCACAUGCAUUGCAGUGAUGGAACACGGGCAGUAUAUCCUAUGUGGUAAAGACGACGGCUCAGUACAAAUCUAUGAAUGCGCAAAGGGAGAGACUCUUCAAACACUUUUCACGCAUAAGACUGCUGUCAAGCAUAUCAAAUUUGACGAAGAUAGCAAUACCAUUGUCAGCUUGGACCAGUCUGGCACACUUGCUUGCUACCAGCUCGUCAUGCUCAACAGAUCAAAGUGGCGCAUCGUGGACAUUUUUGAUGAACACGUUGAGGGCGCUGUUGAUCAGAUUCUCAUAAACAGAGGCCUUUCACGCCUUCUUGUCUCAUCUGGCGAGCAUCAUGUGCUGUUCUCAGUAGACAGGGCAUUGCACAAAGGUACGAUUUCUCGAGCAUUCAAGACAGCUUCGGUCUCAGGCCAUACCUGGAGUAAUCAUCCAACAUCUAACGACCAUGUCGUCUUGUUUUCUGCUGGACGAGCGUUCUCCUUUUCGUGGCAUGAUCUAAAAUAA